UGAAAUGUACAAGAGCCACCUGCGGCUCUUUUACAUUUCAAAGGAAGAGGCACAGGGGGGAACCCGUGCCAGCAGAGACUACUUCAUCCCUGCUGUCUCGGGUUUCCACUGACUCUCUCCUUUUGAAAUGUGCAAGAGCCACCCCGUGGCUCCUGUAGCUUUCAAAGAGAGAGGCGCAGAGGAUACUGAACACCCCCUUAUCAACUAAUCAAGUAGUUGAGGGAAAUUCCAUCAACUACUCAAAUCAGCUGAUUAAUCGAAAUUUCACUUCCCUAGUUUUGUUGUCUUAAGUGCAAAAUUGUAGUGCAACGAAGUAGGGGAAUCUAUGGGGCUUUUAAAAUAUUUUAUCCCAAAGAUGAUCCUACCGUAUAACACAGAUAUUGCUGUGUGUGGUUUUGUUGUUGUUGUUGUUUUUUAAGAGGGCUGGGAUCAAAUAGUGUCUGAACUGUAGUUAAAUUCUGGAUUACUAUCUUUAUAGAAAUAACUAUAGUGCAUUGAAUCUGUUCAUUUUUCUUAUAGCAGGAUCUCUGAUGACAACAGAACACUCGAAACAACAGUUUGUGUCCACUAAAGUUGUAACAUCUCCUAGUACAAGUACUCCAUAUACUAGAGCAACAGAGACUACAGAGAUUCCAUCUUAUGUGAGUAAGUGUCCCAGCAAUGGGCUCUGCAGCAAAUUGCCACCAGAUUGUAUGACUUGUACAACAAACGUCUCCUGUGUAUAUGGGAAGCCAGCAACUUUUGAUUGCAAGGUCAAGCCACAAAUUCAUUGUGUUGAUCAGAAAAACAAUCAAGUAGAGAACUUCACAAUCAACAUGACUUGUCAGUUUUGCUGGCAGCUUGAACCUACUGAUUAUGUAUGUACUAAUUCUACAAACUGCAUGACAGUCUCUUGUCCACGACAACGAUAUAACGCCACUUGUACAGUACACGAUCAUAUUCAUUGUCUAGGUAAGCGUGUCUUUCCUAAGAUGCUUUACUGCAACUGGACUGGAGGCUAUAAAUGGUCUACAGCCUUGGCACUAAGCAUCACUCUUGGUGGAUUUGGAGCAGAUCGUUUUUACUUGGGCCAGUGGCGUGAAGGUCUGGGCAAACUCUUCAGCUUUGGCGGACUGGGAAUAUGGACACUAAUAGAUGUGCUGCUAAUAGGAGUUGGUUAUGUGGGACCUGCGGAUGGAUCUCUCUACAUUUAAGUACACAUAUAACAUGCUUCAGAGAAGGAUCAAAUUUAGGAAGGGGCCUAAAGAAAGAAUGUAGAAAUUGCUCCUUAAAGAACUAGUAAUGUGUUCCCUGUGUGCACAUAUUAUAAUGUACAGUAUCUGUACUUAGCCUGCCUUGAACUAAGGUGAAAUAAAUGAGUGGAUCACUGAACAAUGUUUAUUUGUAACUGAUUUCCUUUGGCUUGCAAGUACUGUAUUUUUUUUCUAUGAAAAGUUUGUUGCACAGCUAAAUAAGUUGACUACUGUUUCUUAAGAAAAUAUAAAUGAAUUAAACACUAAGCUGAGAAUUGUUUACCUCAUAUUUGUAUGUUGUGUGAAUUUAGCUAACAAGCUUCCAUAAAUAUGCUAGCAAGAAUUUUUUUCAUCUUCAUGGCAAGAUAAAUUGCUUGCAGAAAGCCUAAACUACUUGGGCAAUAUGUAGAUUGCCACUUACUGUAAUCUUAAUUAUAUGUAGUUUCUCUUCUUUUUUUCACUUUGGAAUGUCAUAAGCUUAAUUUUUCUGUUGUAACUGUAAAUUUGUGGCUUUUUAAAAAUAGGAUGCAAUAAUACUAAAAAUCUAAUCCUAAAUCACGUUAAGUAGUACACCACAGGAUUUGUUUCCAGCAUGAUGAUGAUUCUGCUUGGCCUUGACCUGAGAUCACUAUAUAUUGCAUAUCUUUUUUGUACUCAAAACUUACAGGGUGUUAAUUUCAUUACCAGGUCUCUUUUUUUUUUUUUUUUUUUUUUCAAUUAUCAGUUAAAGAUUUGGUAACAAAAUAUUUUUUAUGGAAAUAUUUGUAUGUUUACUUGUAACAACCUUCACUGACAUUAAGUAAAUGUUCUAGAAAAUGUAACAUUUGUUUUUAAAGUUGGACAAUAUUGUCUAACUUGAAAAAAAAUCAGAAAACAAAAGUCCUACCUCUCAGCUACAUGUUCUCUUUCCAAGGUCUUCUAUAGCAAUCCACUAAACUGCACUACACUGAAAACUGUCAGGUGGAUAAACUUCAAUUGAAUUAAAUGAUGAAAAUUAAUGAAGUAGUGUGUUUUUAUAUUAUAUUCAGUGUAUUACUUGCUGUCCCUCUUUUAAUCUGUAUGUUCUGGAAGGGGAGAGGUGGAAAAUAGAAAUGUUCUUGUCAGCCCUGCUUGCAAAAUAAACUUCACCCAUGUAAGUUGCA
Molecule: messenger RNA, 2374 nt
Organism: Pelodiscus sinensis (Chinese soft-shelled turtle)
Lineage: Eukaryota; Metazoa; Chordata; Testudines; Trionychidae
Source: RefSeq, a predicted model, not a curated record